Penicillium chermesinum is the source of this 1416-nucleotide messenger RNA. RefSeq lists its product as uncharacterized. Gene Ontology annotation, molecular function: transaminase activity; pyridoxal phosphate binding. The record is from RefSeq and is a predicted model, not a curated record. Gene Ontology annotation, cellular component: cytosol. The transcript has 2 exons. Bases 1 to 1416 code for a protein of 471 amino acids. NCBI's taxonomy places the organism in Eukaryota, Fungi, Ascomycota, Eurotiomycetes, Eurotiales, Aspergillaceae.
AUGCCCACCGACGACUUUGUCGCAAGCUCCCACAUUCUGCACCGUUCCUUCACCGAGCGGCCGUCGAAAGUAAUCAGGGGCGAUGGCAUUAGCCUCGUUCUCGAAGACGGCAGGAAGGUCAUCGAUGCUACGUGUGGCCCGUCAGUCUCAUGUCUGGGCCACUCACAGCCCGAGAUCGUCGAGGCGAUCACAAACCACUUGAAGAAUGACAUAGCCUACGUGUACUCGGGAUCUCCGUACACAAACGCUGCAAUUGAGGAGUUAGCGGACAUGCUCCUUGCUGGGAAACCAGGUGGCUUGUCAAAGGCCAUCUUCGUCAACUCGGGCAGCGAAGCAACCGAUGCCGCACUGAAGCUCGCGGUGCAAUAUUGGCAUGAGAAGGGCCAGCCGCAGCGGACACACUUUAUUGCUCGGAAACAGAGCUACCAUGGCAACACCAUCGGUGCGCUCUGCGUGUCUGGCCACGAGUCCCGGAGAGCCUUUUAUCAAGACUUCAUGUCCCCCAAUGUGUCAUUCGUGGACCCUUGUUAUGCCUACCGCAUGAAACACAAGGGCGAGACCGAUGAGGAAUUUGUUCAGCGUCUUGCUCGUCAGUUUGAAAAUGAGAUUUUGCGCGUCGGGCCGGAUCGUGUCGCGGGCUUUAUUGCGGAGCCUGUCAGUGGAACGACACUCGGCUGCUUGCCAGCUGUACCGGGGUAUUUCAAAGCGAUCCGUGAUAUUUGUGACCGCUAUGGCGUUCUUCUUAUCCUAGAUGAGAUCAUCUGCGGAAUGGGAAAAACUGGCACGAUGCACGCAUGGGAACAGGAAGGAAUCCGGGGCCCCGAUAUCCAGACCAUCGGAAAAGCUCUCGGUGGAGGGUUUGUCCCACUUUCUGGGGUACUACUACACCAGAAGAUUUUCCACGCACUGUCUGCCGGCUCUGGCGGACUCGCUCAUGGCCAUACAUUCCAGGCUCAUCCACUUGCGUGUGCAGCGGCGAUUUCCGCGCAGAGAAUCAUAAAGCGCGAUAAUCUGGUUGAGCGGUGCAAGCAGAUGGGAUAUAAGCUCGAGGAUUUGUUACGAGCAGAAAUCGGCCCUAUGCCUCUCAUUGGAGACAUUCGCGGCCGUGGCCUUUUCUGGGCCAUUGAAUUCGUUCUGGAUAAGGAGUUGAAAACUCCAUUUCCUGCCCAGGCCAAGUUCUGUGAUCAAAUCGUGAAAAAUAGCCUACGGCUGGGCCUGAAUAUUCUCGGGAACCUCGGACACACGGGUACGUAUCAAGUGGAUCAUGUGCUAGUGUGUCCGCCAUACACCGUCACAGAAGAGGAAUUGAGCCAGAUCAUCUCUGUCCUAAAGGUGGCUAUCUCGCAAGCGAGCGACGAAUACUUGAAGAAUAAUGCUGCAAAUGGUGUCAACGGGCUGAGUAACGGCAAGCACUAG